ACAAGAAUUCCAGGCAUUUACGGCGUAAAAUUUAUGGCGUGCAUUAUUGCACGCAGUAAUUUUUACUCUUUUACGGCGUGCAUAUUUUGCGUGCCGUAAAUAACCUUUCUCGUUUAGUCUUUUACAGCGUGCUUUAUAGGAGUGCCGUUAAAGUCUUUAUCAAUUAGUCUUUUAUGGCCCGCGGAAGGCGCACGCCAUAAUUGUAUCAUGCUUUUACGGCACACAUAUUGUGCAUGCCGUAAAAAUAGCUAUCAAAAAAGUCAUUUACGGCUCGCACAAGAAGCAUGCCGUAAAAAAGGAUUCUUAAGGCCCGAAAUUUUCCCUAAAAAUUCUGACUUCCCUCUCAAUUUUCUCUUUCCUCAUUUCUCGACUUUCCCAAAAUUUUCUUUGUUUCCUCAGUUUUCUCUUCUAAGAAAGCCUUACCCAGUUCGCAGAGCCUCAAACAUCUUCUAAUCACUUACCUAAUGGCAAAAAUCUCAAACAUCGUCUAAUCACCCAGUUCUCAAGCUGCUGCAAAAAUCUGAACUCUUCCCCGAGUUCUGCUCUUGGGCAACCGGUUAGAUUUCGCGACCUGGCGUUGUGUGUUUGGUCGAGGACAAAGAUGGGUGUCUUAGAUUGUGAUUUCUAAUCAUAUAUUCAGCUACACUUUUUCAACCCUUGGAGAUAUCAACAUUGACAGUUCAGUACUAGCUAGAGUUGGUAGCAGAGCAGCUUUGUAUGCAAUGAAGUAUUAAAUGAUCUGCUUUUCGUGAAAUGUAUUUAGCGUUAGAACGUGGCCCAAGGAAUACGAAGGUGAAACAAAAUGGAUACAGAAUGGGCACACUGUAAAAACAGCAAUCCUAGGACCUUUUAUGAUGGAGCGCGAAAGUUUGUUACUAGUAUUCAUGCAAGUAAGGGGUACCCGAACAGGAUCCAAUGCCCUUGUAGUGGCUGUAUAAAUAUCUGGUCCCAUCCACCUAAUGAAGUUUUAGAUCACUUGGUCUCAAAUGGGUUAUAUGAAAGUUAUAGUAACUGUACCUUUCAUAGGGAUGAGCCGAACACUUCUGUACAACAAGAAAUGGUGGAUAACAUAGAGAAUUUAGAAACAUAUAGAAUGUACAGAGAUGCAUAUUUUGAUGAUGAAUUUAUGGAACCUGCCCCUGAACCAAUAGAGCCUGAUGUUGCAAAUUUAGUUUCCGAAGCAGAACUUCCUUUAUACACAGGUUGUCCUUCCUCAAAGAUGUCAGCAACAGUAAUGUUUUACAAGUUUAAGGCAAGGAAUAGUUUAUCUGAUAGUGGCUACGAUGAACUUCUAGAGAUGGUUCGUAGUCUUCUACCUCCAGAUAACAUACUUCCUAGUUCUCUAUAUUCAACAAAAAAAUUACUCAAAGCAUUUGAUCUAGGGUAUGAGAAGAUUCAUGCUUGUGUUAAUGAUUGUUGUUUAUUUAGAAAGAGUCUAGAGCACACAGAGACUUGUCCUAAAUGUGGUGCCUCUCGGUGGAAAGUAAAUAAGCGCACCCAAAAGAUUGAGAAAGGAGUCCCUGCAAAGGUCUUGAGAUAUUUUCCUAUAAUCCCUAGAUUUAGAAGAAUGUUUAAGGAUUCUGAAAAGGCAGAACAGCUUACAUGGCACCACACUCAUAAAAGUCAAGAUGGCAAGAUGUGUCAUCCAGUUGACUCACUUGCAUGGAAGAAGAUUGAUAGCAAGUGGCCUUCAUUUGCAGAAGAUCCUCGUAAUCUUAGACUUGGUCUUUCAUCCGACGGAUUUAAUCCGUUUGGUGAUCUUAGUUCCCGAUAUAGUUGUUGGCCUGUGAUCUUGGUUGCAUAUAACCUCCCCCCAUCGCUUUGCAUGUCCAAGGAACAUUUAAUGUUGACAUUACUAAUCCCCGGUCCUAAGCAACCGGGAAAUGACAUUGAUGUGUACUUGGAACCCCUUAUCGAAGAUUUAAAAGAGUUAUGGGUCAAUGGGGUUACUGCAUAUGAUGCAUUCACCAAGUCUACCUUCAACUUGAAAGCUAUAAUGAUGGUUAAGGCACUUGUUGAGGGAUUUGGGGUUCAAGCAAAAGAAAGCCAUGCCCUUGUUCUGUGAUAACAAAGCUACAGUUGAAAUUGCUCAUAAUCAUGUUCUACAUGAUCGUACAAAACAUGUGGAGGUUGAUAGACACUUCAUC
Messenger RNA from Rosa chinensis, 2147 nucleotides. RefSeq lists its product as uncharacterized. The record is from RefSeq and is a predicted model, not a curated record. Lineage: Eukaryota; Viridiplantae; Streptophyta; Magnoliopsida; Rosales; Rosaceae. The transcript has 4 exons. The coding region runs from base 803 to 2065 and encodes 420 amino acids.